CCCUCGGCCCCCCCCGGACCCGCCACCGCCACCCCUCCCCUCUGCCUCGUUUGACUUGCCGUCGCCUCCGCCGCAUCACCCUCGUCGUCCUCGCUUGCUGCACAGGCGGCUAGCGUCAUCGUCCGCAGCCCUCACGCGAGGAAGGAGAGGACCCCGCCGGACCCUCCCCUGCGCGCCUCGCGCUGGAGGCCCUUGCGUGAGGAAGGAGGGGCGCGGAGGCGACGACGGGUCCGAGAGGGGCUAAUGGGGUUGGCGGAGGUGACGACGAUCUUCGUGCAAGUGUUGCGGGCGGGGACGGCGAGGGCUGCCAUCGCCUCCGCGCCCCCUUCUUCCUCGUGCGAGGGCGAGGCGGGCAGGGGCAGGUCUACGAAGACAACGAUUGGUCAGACAGGACAGAGGGGAGGGGAGGGGAGGUGGUGGUGGAGGCGGCGCAAGGGCGGUGCAAGACGGAGGCAGGUUUGGUGGGGGCUAAGGGCAAAAUUAUUUUUCACAUAAUAAGGGCGAGAAUUUUUAAAUGUUAAGUUGGAAUGCUCUGAGAUUUUUUUGAAAGUUGGAUGCUCAGCUUGAAUUUCCGAACGAUAUGUGGCUUUCCCUUCCUUCCUCUCCGAUCUUUCGCUUUUUGUUGUUUUGGGUUCUUCUUCCUUCUGAUACAUUAAAGAUAGGUUUCUGAUGUUGGUAGAAGCGGUUUGGCCUGCGAUCCAUCUAUUCAUCACGACAACGAGAACUUACCUGGAAACCCAUCAUCGUUCUUCAACCCUCGCAAUCAUUAGCCGCAAAGGCAACAUCCAGAUCACAAGAAGUCGUUGAUUGUAAACAUCAACGAUGGGUUAUGCACAUCCGGUGAUCCGACCUGCCGGAAUCCGCAAGUCGACUUACUGCUCUAGCUUGUACCAACAUUGCGAGACUACGAGAAGGACUGUGCAUAUAGUGAACCUAGAUCCAGCGGCUGAACAUUUCGACUAUCCUGCCGCUGUGGAUAUUAGAGAGCUCAUAUGUCUGGAUGACCUCAUGGAGAAACUUGGCUUGGGCCAAAAUGGGGGGCUCAUUUAUUGCAAGAAGUUGAUGAUUUUAGCAUGGUCAACUUUCUAGUUUAUACCACUCGACUUGAGAAGGAGAGCAGGAAGAUAUUGCAUCUGUCGUUGUUCUAUCAUUGGCCCUCAUCAUCGACUUCAUGCACUGACCUACUUGAUUACGACUACCAAGGGGGCAUGGCUAAUCUCGUUGAGACAUGUUGCGGUUUUAUCCAUCCAUAAUUGAUAUUUGAGGUUCUUCUUUAUGACUGUCUUGCAGCAUACAGUAUGUGCUAUCAUGCAUCGACAACUGCAUCCAGUUUGGUGAAGAUGAUGCUGAUGUGAAGAUCAAAGAUUUUGAUCCUGUUGAAGAUGAAUAAUUUUGCGUCUUUAGUUGAGAAUGUGUAUAAUAAUUCAAGGGAGACAUGAAGGAACUGAGGUCAGAUAUUGACCAGCAUCACUUUUUGAUUGCACCUUAAACCAGGAAAAAUGAAAUGGGAGGAUUUGCCCAUCAAUCUCCUUCUACAGAUUUUUAAAGAACUAAAUCCAAUCGAUCAUGGUGCGGUAGCCCGAGUCUGUCACUUAUGGCGAAUGACUUAUUUGGAUUCAUCACUUUGGAGAAUAGUCGAUCUCGGGUCUCUACGAUCCAACUCUAUAUGGGUAAACACAAGGAUUAGGUUGUCACAAGCACUGAGGACUAUGGUGACUUAUGGUCGUGUAAACAUCAGGUGCAUUAUAUUUCAUCCCCAAUUGCUUAUCAAGGAUGAACACUUGAACCUCAUUGCUCAAGGAUGUCCUCAUCUUAAAAGACUUGUCGUGCUACGUUGGGAAGUCAUGAAUAAAAAUGCAAUGUGCAAUGCCAUAAAGAACUUCAGAGAUUUGGAAUCGAUGAUCGUGCCCGGGAACACUUCACUACAUAUAAUGAAGAUGAUGAGUAUGUCCUGUAAGAGCUUCUCUGAGUUGAAGGUCAUAGGCUGCUUUCCCAAGAGAUUCGGCAUAAGAGCUACAUUAUAUCUACCUGGGUUGAAGGUAUUGAGCUUGCGGUGUUGCAGGACAUCCAUGGUAGCUAUCGAGAUGAUAUUGGGAGGCAUGAACCAUCUUGAGGUGCUUAAUCUAUCGCAUGCCCUGGUGCAACUCGAGGUGGGAUCAGAAGUCAUGCCAAUAGCAAAAUGGUUUAAGGAGAUGACAUGCAAAUUUGUGCUCGAAACGGCUUCCACAUUGAGGAGCUUCUUGUACUGUCAGGACUAUGUAUCAUGUAGUGAAUGCAAGACGAUGAUGGAUGGUGGCUUGGGGCAUGACAAUGGAUUUUGGCGACACGAUGAGGUGGUGUCUUUAGACUUGCGCAAAGACACUCACCAUAAUGUUGACGAUGGUGUUUAUGAUUAUUAUCGUGGUGAUGAUGAAGACCUCGAUGAUGAUGAUCAUGCUGAUGAUGAUGAUGAUGAUAAUGAUUAUGAUUAUGUUAGUGAUGCCGAAGAAGACGAUGAUGAUGAUGACUAUGAUGAUGAUGAUGAUAAUGUUGUGGAUGACACAAAUGAAGACGACGACGACGACGAGGAUGAUGAUGAUGAUGUUGUGGAUGACACAAAUGAAGACGACGAUGAUGAUGAUGAUGAUGAUGACGACGAUGACAACAAUGAUGAUGAUGUCAAUGAUGAUGAUGAUGACAACGAUGAUAAUGAUGAUGACAACGAUGAUGAUGAUGAUGAUGAUGAUGAUGAUGAUGAUGAUGACGACGAUGACAACGAUGAUGAUGAUGUCAAUGAUGAUGAUGAUGACAACGAUGAUAAUGAUGAUGACAACGAUGAUGAUGAUGAUGAUUACAACGAUGAUGAUGAUGUCAAUGAUGGUGAUGAUGAUGAUGAUGAUGAUGAUGAUGAUUACAACGUUGAUGAUGAUGUCGACGAUGAUGAUGAUGAUGAUGAUUACAACGAUGAUGAUGAUGAUGCGAGGAGAUGAUUUCCUUCUGCCAAAGAGCAAUUAGACUUUAUUUCCUUCCACCAACAGCUCUUGUGAUGCGAGAAGAAGAAGCAGCAGCGAUCAAUUUAUUUCCCUAGUGUCAAAAUAAUAAUAAUUUCAUUCCCCUUUUAAAACUAAUGUUUUAAGUCACUCGGUGUAAAAUACUUAAGGAUUUCUACGUGCCUAUUCUAUUUAUUGCAAGUAUUGUAUUUGUGCA
Messenger RNA from Musa acuminata AAA Group (dessert banana), 3186 nucleotides. RefSeq lists its product as uncharacterized. The transcript is spliced from 9 exons. Bases 1500 to 2969 code for a protein of 489 amino acids. The record is from RefSeq and is a predicted model, not a curated record. Gene Ontology annotation, molecular function: protein binding. Lineage: Eukaryota; Viridiplantae; Streptophyta; Magnoliopsida; Zingiberales; Musaceae.